AUGACUACCACCAUUUUGAAGUCCGAAGGUUUGGUGGUCAAAUUGGAGAAGAGGCGGCACCGACCAGAAAAGAACCAUGGCGACCACACACCAACCUGGAAGGUCUCAAAGCCAAUGGGUGGCCGAAUCGCGGAUGUAGAUCCCAUAUUGACAGAGGAUGAGAAGCAUUUAAUACUUGCGUACAACACAUCCAUCCAAGUAUAUUCGACAGCAGAUUCUCUCCUACUACGCAAGAUUCAGCUUGAAGACCCCGAUACGGAGAAUAUAACAGGGCAGAUCAUGGCUAUGUGCAUGUCUCCGAGCUCACCAGAUCUCAUAUGGGUCGCUUCGUCCGAUGGUCAAGUCUGGUUGGUUGAUUGGACGAAUGGCCAAGGCUCCAAGACCUUGUUCAAGCUACAAUGUGGCUUUCUCUCUGACAUGUCUGUUGAGCAGAUGCAAGUUGGAAAAGACCUUCGGGAUGUACCGUUUGUUUCCAUCGAGCAUAAGAAGAAAUGGAGGAUUGUUGCCUGUGAUGUGCGCCGAUCCAAGUUGAGGACUUCUAAAGUUCUCUUAAAGCAGGCCACGCCCAUUUCAAAUUUACGCUCUGUUCGAAACGGGUAUGCUUUGGUAGCAUCGGCAGAUCACAACAUCCUCCUUGGCACACUAAAACCCUUAUUUAAACAUCUCGAGGAACUCGAAUACGAGUUCUUCACUCUUGACUGUAGCGACGAAAUUGUAUGCCUGGACGUACGAGCAACCGACCGAGUGCAUCUUAACCGAAAGACCCAGGUAGAAGCUGGUAAUGAACCCGUUUUAGAAGUCGUCGUAGGCUGUGCUCGUGGAGCUGUCUUCUUCUACAACGAUAUCUUGCCUCAACUCCGUCGAUUACAUAGCUCUAAAGGGGGGCAUAGGGGCUCCCUACAACCCCGCAAAUAUCACUGGCAUCGCAAGGCUGUUCAUACCAUCAAAUGGUCACGAGAUGGCCACUACAUCAUUUCUGGAGGGUCCGAGUCAACUCUAGUCCUAUGGCAACUGGACACGCAAAAGAUGGAUUUUCUACCACAUUUAUCCGCAACAAUUGAGAAUAUCGUCGUUUCAAAACGUGGUUCCGCAUAUGUUCUCCAUCUAGAUGAUAACUCGGUCAUCGUUUUAUCAACAGCGGAAAUGAAGCCAACAACUUACAUAUCUGGAAUCCAGACACUUAUUUCACCGCAACCGAUUUCCAAAGAUGAUCUAGUCAGGAGAAUCGGCCAAUAUACACCUGAUCGGGUAUUAAAGACGCCGGCAGCAGUCAAUCCAGUAAAUUCCUCGCAGAUUCAUUUUUGCGUUGGGAAUAGUCAACGAUUAAGCUACUCUGGAAGCGGCCCGUCCACACCAAUGAUACAGACAGUAGAUCUCACCACUUUACAAGGUAUCUCGAAACAAGCCUUAACAAGAACAAACCCGACAGAUAUAAAUACGACAGCGAAAGGUUAUGCUAUAACGGAACCUCGAAUCACCGGUAUGGCUUAUUCGGCAGAUGGUAAGUGGCUUGCUACCACCGACGAGUGGCAACCACCUACACGAGAUGUCAACUCCCUCGAAGGUUCCCCCGCUGAAAGGCGGGAGGUGUAUCUCAAGCUCUGGGCCGUUUCGUCGGAAGACCAGAGUCUUGAGCUUGUAUCUCGUAUCAAUGCACCUCAUUACACAGGUCGGAGCGAACCUGUUUAUGGUUUAGCUGCGGACCCGCAUGCGCAUCGUUUCGCUACUAUUGGCGAAGACGGUAUUGUCAGACUGUGGGAGCCAACAAUCAGGCAGCGAGACGGAGUACUAGUCAAAGGAAAACUAGGACGUCAGCUACACAGCUGGGCAUGCUCCCGAACUAUAUAUCUUCAAGAAAAUGAAGAGCCGAUUGAUUCAGGCGCAGUAGCCGUUAGGAGCUCGACUCGGGGCUCAGGUGCAAUUUCUUUCUCCGAAGAUGGUUCUACUAUCGUCUGUGCCAUCGGGACCGUUUAUGGAUCGGCGAUCCACGUCAUUGAUACGGAAACUGGCAAGAUUCGAAAUUCGAUUGACGGGUUAAUAACUGGGGAAAUCCGUGAUAUCAGUGUCCUAUCUUCAUCAUUGAUAGUGCUUUCAGAUCGUCUUAUAGUGUAUGAUUUAGUGUCCGACGAGUUACUUUACGGCGUUCAACUGAGAACAAACGAGGAUUCCUUCGGUAAAAGCAUAGCCAUCUUGACGCAUAUGGCAGUCGACCAUAAGACUUCAACAUUUGCAGUGGCUGUUUCACGAGGCAAGCCGGGAUCGCCCUUCCUCACUUCCGAGCUGGCGGUGUUCUCUCCGGACCGAAGCGAUCCAGAGAUAAUCCACAGGUUCCCAUAUCCUAUAACGUCAGUCGUCGCGUCGGCCGGGUCCAGUGGGUAUCUUGUCCUAGAUUCCGCCGCCCAGCUAUGGUCAAUCAGCGAAGACAUGGAUACCAAAUCCCUUGCCUUUGCCCAACCCCUAGUUGAUCUUAACCUCGACCAAGUGAACGCUGAAGAGCUUCAUGAAGAAAGACCUUCUUUGGCGCUACUUUCUGAACAAGAUGAUGAAGCAGCAAGUGGGGACGAGAUGGAUGUCGACAUGCCAGAUGCCACGGCCGAUGGGGAUGAGGCCUAUCCGGCUGUUAUCGCGCCACAAAAACUUUCAGAACUGUUCGAUACCGCCCCGGCGUUUGCAAUGCCACCGAUCGAGGAUAUGUUUUACCAGGUCACAAAGCUUUUCUCGUCAAACUCAGCUGUUCCGGCGUCGUGA
Messenger RNA from Daldinia caldariorum, 2748 nucleotides. Its product is annotated as WD40 repeat-like protein. Gene Ontology annotation, molecular function: RNA binding; protein binding. The record is from RefSeq and is a predicted model, not a curated record. Gene Ontology annotation, cellular component: nucleolus. The transcript has 3 exons. The coding region runs from base 1 to 2748 and encodes 915 amino acids. Lineage: Eukaryota; Fungi; Ascomycota; Sordariomycetes; Xylariales; Hypoxylaceae. Gene Ontology annotation, biological process: positive regulation of transcription by RNA polymerase I; positive regulation of rRNA processing.